Ipomoea triloba (trilobed morning glory) is the source of this 2272-nucleotide messenger RNA. Its product is annotated as LRR receptor kinase SERK2-like. Gene Ontology annotation, biological process: protein phosphorylation. Gene Ontology annotation, molecular function: protein kinase activity; protein binding; ATP binding. The transcript is spliced from 4 exons. The coding region runs from base 32 to 2122 and encodes 696 amino acids. Gene Ontology annotation, cellular component: membrane. Lineage: Eukaryota; Viridiplantae; Streptophyta; Magnoliopsida; Solanales; Convolvulaceae. The record is from RefSeq and is a predicted model, not a curated record.
GUUAAAAAAAGGUUGCGACGAAAACCCAGAAAUGGUUUCACAUCUUCUCUGCAUUUGGCUUCUUCUAUUUCUUGGAUUUUCUUAUGCUAGUGCGAAUGCAGAGCUGAGAGCUUUAAUGGAGAUAAAGGCGUCACUGGACCCAGAAAACAGGCUUCUUUCUUCCUGGACCAGUGGUGGUGAUCCGUGCAGUGGGUCCUUUUUGGGGGUGGUUUGCAAUGAGCACCACAAGGUGGGUAACAUUUCGCUGCCGGCCAUGGAGCUCACCGGAAAACUGUCGCCCGCGCUGGCGGAGCUCAAGUGCAUGUCUGGUCUCUACUUGCAUUACAACAAGUUGAAUGGGGAGAUUCCAAGAGAGCUUGGGAAUCUCACUGAGUUGACUCAAUUGUAUCUGGAUUUCAACAAUCUUUCUGGGGCUAUACCUCCUGAGAUUGGAAGAAUGGCCAGUCUUCAAGUGAUGCAGCUGAAUCACAACCAGUUGACAGGAAGCAUACCUAAAGAGAUUGGAGAAUUGGCCAAGUUAGAAUAUCUUGCUUUGGAACAUAAUAUUCUGACAGGUGAGAUUCCAGGAAGCUUGGGGGACCUGCAAAUGUUAAGAAAACUUUAUUUAGGCUUCAAUAAGCUCGGGGGUCUAAUUCCUGGUAGAUUGCAUUUUGCUAAUAAAUUGGAGGUUCUUGAUGUCCAAAACAACACCCUUUCUGGUCCUGCUCCUUCUGGCUUAAUAAGGAGGCUGAAUGGAGGAUUCAAUGGAUCAAAUACCAGCCUUUGUGGUGUCAGAAUUCCAUCGUUAAGAAAUUGCACACCCUGGGAUUAUACAAAGGUUCCGGCUGAACCCUUCGUAGUACCUCCAGCUAGUAUUCCCCAGACAGCAAGCAUGCUUCCAGGUUGCAAUCAAACUCAUUGCCCAAGUUCAUCCAAGUUUCGGAAAUUUGGUAUUAUCAUUGGGGUGGUUUCGGGUAGUGUCUCACUGGUGGUUGCAGGGGUUUUUAUCGCAUUCGUUUAUUGGAGGCGGAAACAAAAGGUUGGGAACACUUGCGAUGUUUCUGAGGCUAGUAGGGUUAGCACUGAUCAGGCAAAAGACUUGUAUAGACGAAGUCCAUCGCCCCUCAUUACUCUCGAGUAUUCGGAGCGAUGGGACCCAAUGACCCCAGAGAAGACUUUUAGUAGCUUCUGUAAUGAGUUUCUACAAGAGCUAACGUUUAACUUGGAAGAAGUUGACUCCGCAACACAACAUUUCUCGGAGGCAAAUUUGUUAGGGAAAAGCAACUUCUCUGCUGUCUACAGAGGAAUUCUGAAGGAUGGAUCUGCAGUAGCCAUCAAGAGCAUAAAUGUGACAGCUUGCAAGUCAGAUGAGGACGAGUUUAUGAAAGGGCUAAACUUAAUAGCCUCGCUGAAACACGAUAACCUUGCCAAGCUGAGGGGUUUCUGCUGUUCAAAGGGGAGGGGUGAAUGCAUUUUAAUUUAUGAUUUUGCUUCCAAAGGUAAUUUGUCACAGUACCUCGAUGUUGAAGAAGGUAGUAGCCAUGUUCUGAACUGGCCCACAAGAGUUUCUAUCAUCAAAGGCAUUGCCAAAGGUAUGGAGUACUUACACAGUUCUGAUGCAAACAAGCCCUCCAUUGUUCACCGCAACAUAUCUGUGGAAAAAAUCCUACUUAGCCAACAGUUCAACCCAGUAAUCUUGGAUUCUGGCCUUGUAAAGCUCUUUGCUGAGGAUGUUGUGUACUCGGCCCUCAAGGUCAGCGCCGCCCUCGGAUACAUGGCCCCCGAGUACAUUACCACCGGCCGCUUCACAGAAAAGAGCGACGUCUAUGCAUUUGGAGUGAUCAUCCUUCAAGUACUGUCCGGGAAGUGUAUGCUCACAACCUCAACACGAGUCGCGGCUGAAUCUUGUAACUUGUUAGGUUUCAUUGACCCGAACCUCGAAGGAAGGUUUGAUGAAAGCGAAGCGACGAAGCUUGCAAAGGUUGCUAUGGCCUGCAUGAACGAGGUCCCAGAGAACAGGCCAACCAUGGCCGCUGUCGUCGAAGAAUUUAAGGAGGAACCUUGCGAUGAACAGAGUUUUGUGUUCAGAAUUGCCCAGGAUGAGAAAUGCAUAAAUGGUGGUUCCAUGAAGAUGUUUGAUUGAUUCUUUAAGCUGCAGCCUCUCAGUACUAACACUGUUCUUCUCAUGAGCUGAAACCUGCCUUGCAUGUAACACAUACACGAGUGUAGAUGUUAUGUAAAUGAAGACAAUAAUUAUUAAUUACUACUUACCGCCAUUGCUUUUGGCUUUUAA